GGCGCGAAAUCUCGCCAAUUUAAACCUAAUCUCGUAUGUUCUCGUGUCUUACAUCAACAUGGCGGCGGCAGCGGCACAGAAAGUACAAGAAGUUAGAGAGGUGACAAGGAUUGAGCGGAUUGGUGCCCACUCCCACAUCCGUGGUCUCGGUCUUGAUGAUGCAUUGGAGGCCAGGCAGGUGUCUCAGGGGAUGGUGGGACAAACUGCUGCUAGGAGAGCAGCAGGAGUUAUACUGGAGAUGAUCAAGGAAGGUAAAAUAGCUGGCAGGGCUAUCUUGAUAGCUGGGCAGCCUGGGACAGGAAAAACUGCCAUAGCCAUGGGUAUGGCACAAGCUCUAGGUCAAGACACCCCUUUUACAGCAAUGGCUGGAAGUGAAAUAUUUUCACUAGAGAUGGGGAAGACAGAAGCUCUGACUCAAGCAUUUAGAAAAUCUAUAGGAGUUAGAAUCAAGGAAGAAACAGAGAUCAUAGAAGGUGAAGUUGUUGAAAUACAGAUAGACAGGCCUGCUACUGGCACGGGAGCCAAAGUUGGAAAGCUAACUUUGAAAACUACAGAAAUGGAAACUAUCUAUGAUCUUGGACAGAAAAUGAUUGAAUCUCUCACCAAAGAAAAAGUACAAGCAGGUGAUAUAAUAACAAUUGACAAAGCCACAGGCAAGAUUACAAGACUGGGCAGGUCUUUUACCAGAGCUAGAGACUAUGAUGCCAUGGGACCUCAGACCAAAUUUGUCCAGUGUCCAGAGGGCGAACUGCAAAAAAGGAAAGAAGUGGUGCACACUGUAACUUUACAUGAAAUUGAUGUAAUUAACAGUAGAACACAAGGCUUCCUUGCUUUAUUCUCUGGUGACACUGGUGAAAUAAAGACUGAAGUACGAGAACAGAUCAAUGCUAAAGUAGCAGAAUGGAGAGAGGAAGGCAAAGCUGAGAUUGUUCCAGGAGUUCUUUUUAUUGAUGAAGUUCAUAUGUUAGACAUUGAGUGUUUCUCCUUCCUAAACCGUGCCUUAGAAAGUGACAUGGCCCCUGUGUUGAUUAUGGCAACCAAUAGAGGCAUCACUAGAAUUCGGGGUACAAACUACAUGAGCCCUCAUGGCAUUCCUAUUGACUUGCUGGACCGUCUGCUUAUCAUUUCAACAUCACCUUAUGAAGAAAAAGAAAUCAAACAAAUUUUAAAAAUCCGGUGUGAAGAAGAAGAUGUUGAGAUGACUGAAGAUGCAUUAACAGUUCUAACAAGAAUUGGGAUGGAGACUUCUCUGAGAUAUUCCAUACAGAUCAUUACUGCUGCCGCUCUUGUCAGUAGGAAAAGGAAGGGCACUGAAGUCAGUGUGGAUGACAUCAAACGAGUAUAUUCCUUAUUUAUGGAUGAGUCUCGCUCUACACAGUUCCUUAAGGAAUACCAGCAAGAAUUCAUGUUCAAUGAAUUAGGUGUCGACACUGAGCAGAUGGAGACUAGUUAAUGAAACCUCCCACACAUAUCAGCCAAUAUUCCAGGUGAUUAAUUAGCUCAGGUGUGCUCUUUCACAAGAUGCUUGGCCAAAGAAGGAGAACUUCUGACAGACAGACAGCAGCAAGGUGCAUCAGAAUGUAUUCUUGGCAGUGGAUCCUAGUUACCACAAAAUUACAACAGCUUUAUACACCACCAUCCCACAUUGCCACCUUCACUGCUAAUAUGUUAACACUGUAUAGAGGAAGGGAAUGAACACUGGCAUUCCACACAGAAAGCAUUUGCAGAGAUUAUUAUCAUAAUGUUGUAUUAUGAGACAUAGAGUAGCAGUGUGGUUUUGUUUAUAUUUUUGUAUAUAGCUUUUUAUUAUAAAGAUAGGUUUAUCUGAUGAUGUGUGGAGCAAAUUAGGUGAAGAAACAGUGCAAGGUUGGCUCUGUUUUGACUGGAUGUAUUGGUUGUAUAACAAGUAGUGUAAAUGAUAGACAAACGAAAUGUAAAAACAUAUGUUUAUAUCUGUUUUGUCAUAAAAAAAUUAUUUUGAUGCAAAUUGCACGUUUGUUUUGAGGCAAUGAUACCAUUUUAAGAAACUUCAUUUGAUCUUUUACCAAAUAUAAUUUUGCUUGAAUGGCAAUGAAUUCCAUAUUCCGUCAAAAGAAAUUUGUGACUUAAUGAUUCAUGAAUGAUUCAUAUUUCUUAUGGUUAUUUUAUAGUAGCAGCAAAGGAAUCUUUAUAUCUGCGUGUUGUUAAUGAAGUAUUUUCUCUUCUCAUCUGGUUUAUAUGCUAUAACCUACUGACCCCAAAUAAACUGGGUUGGAUGGAAAACAGAUUAUAUAUUUCACUUGUCCUGAGCUUGAGCAUAGUUUUUUUUCCAUGUAACUUAGACCAGAUUACAUCACUCACUGAUGCUAAUACCUGGAUGUUAUAUUUGUAGCAGAACAGUGCAUUAGGAGAAGUCAUACCAUAAUUAUUAUUUUCUCUUAGAGGAAUGAGCAUUAUAUUUGCUUGACAUACUUCUUUUUUUUGUUUGUUUGUUUGUUUGUUUGUUUGUUUUGUUUGUUUUGUUAGCAAAUGCUGAUAUUUUUAAAGAAUUAAAAUUCAUUAAGUGGCCUAAAAAUAGUGCUCAAGUCUUUCCUUGGUCUUUUACACAAGUGCCAGACCAGUUUUCUGUUUUAAUGUAGUGGCUGUCACAGUAAAACAUGUACUUUCCUACAGAUAUACCCCUUAACCUUUUAUAAACGUCAGAUUGCUUAUUAGCACCAGAUGAAUCUAAAAUGCAUUAUACAUGUUUGAAUAUUUUGAGCAGUUUGAAAUAAAUUUGAACAGAUAAAAGUUGA
Messenger RNA from Lingula anatina, 2774 nucleotides. RefSeq names its product ruvB-like 2. Lineage: Eukaryota; Metazoa; Brachiopoda; Lingulata; Lingulida; Lingulidae. The record is from RefSeq and is a predicted model, not a curated record. Gene Ontology annotation, molecular function: ATP binding; ATP hydrolysis activity; ATP-dependent activity, acting on DNA.